Penicillium macrosclerotiorum is the source of this 1305-nucleotide messenger RNA. RefSeq lists its product as uncharacterized. The transcript has a single exon. NCBI's taxonomy places the organism in Eukaryota, Fungi, Ascomycota, Eurotiomycetes, Eurotiales, Aspergillaceae. Gene Ontology annotation, molecular function: serine-type endopeptidase activity. Bases 1 to 1305 code for a protein of 434 amino acids. The record is from RefSeq and is a predicted model, not a curated record. Gene Ontology annotation, biological process: proteolysis.
AUGGUUGCACAGUUCGAAAAGCGCCUGAACUCCCCGAGGCAUACUAACCCCAUAAAAGUAGAUUUUACCCCUAUUGAUAGGAAGGAAAAUGAUGGAAUCUCAAGAAAUCUGUCUUUUCAGUCAUCUUCUGACGACAAGACCCAGAAACUUGAUGAAUAUGAAUGGCUCACAGUCAUGGGAAAUUUCGUAGAUGCUUUACAUAACUUCCGGCACGCAUCCCGUUUACAAUUACCGCAAGGAAUAGGUGUCGACGUUGAGCCCGUGAAUAAUACGGGAAGAAAAAUUAAGAUUGCUCUGAUUGACGACGGCGUGAAUUUUCGACAUCCAAGCUUUUCAAAUCAAUUGCAACACGGAAAAUCCUUCGACAGCGGCGUGGGGACUAAUCAUAAAGUCCGGGGUGCGCCGGGGAGCCCAGUCCCCCACUACAGCUCAUUUACAACCCACGGAACUUUCAUGGCUCUGCAAAUCAAGAGAAUGUGCCCCGAUGCCUACAUCUAUGUUUUCAAGAUCGAUGUCAUCCCACGAGGUGACGAUCCACCGACCUUCAGAGCACAGAGUGCUGCAGAUGUGAGUACUAAGGAAACCUUCCAAAGUAUGUUCUUUACUGAUUGGAGAUUACAGGCCCUCGAAUCAGUUGUUCAGGGAGACUUCGAUAUAAUAUCAAUUUCUUGGACCAUUGUUAGAGAGAACGACGAAAUCGGAACGCAAAUUGACCGAAUUAAAAUCGCUCUUCAAGAGGCUGCUAAUAAGGCUCUUGUAUUUUGCUCCGCCCCAGACAUUGGAGCUUCCUUGGAUACACAGCGGCACUACCCGUAUAACUUUAAAGACGAUAGCAGAUCCCCAAUCAGAUCUCUAUUUCGGAUUGGUGCUGCCACUGCUAAAGGGAAAACACUCGAUUGGGCGGAUACACCAGUGGACUAUAUAUUGCCUGGGGAACGGGUCACUAUGCGAGAAGAUGAUCAAGUGUUCGAGUUGGAUAAAAAGCCUGAGACGGGUUCAUCCGUGGCCACUGCCCUCGCAGCUGGUCUCGCAGCACUGAUCAUUGAUUGCGUGCGCCUUGCUGCAGAUUAUAAUUCGAAUGGCCGCAUGACUGAAGAAAGAGUAACUCUUCUGGCCAAGAUUGGAACUCCUGAAGGGAUGACGACUGCAUUCAGAGCCAUCAAUGAUGGUAGAACAGGCGGUACGCUUGCUGUCGAAUCAUUCUUUCGGGAGAGGGCUAAAAAAUUGGAGAAUCAAGACAUCUCUGAGAAGGAAAAGUGGGAGAUGAUCGCUUCUAUGGCACGCCUAUUGGUCCCGGGCAGUUAG